CAGCAGUCAACACCUCGGCCUGGGGUUUAGAGGUUUGAUUUGGGCGACGACCGAUCUCCACUCCGAGUCCGAGUCUUCAAAUGUUCAAUCUUCUUUCCUUGAAGUGUUUGAUCCUGAGCGGGAAGGGCGCUCCGAUUCAUCGGUCGGACAUUCCCGUUCCAACGUCCUUGUAUGCUAGCAGUGCCGUUGAGGACACCCCGAAGCUGUUACGUUAGCCCUUCUCACAAUGGAGGUCGAGAUGUGAUCCACUGGGCGUCAACGUUGCACCGAUACCCGGCGGUGCUCGAAUGAAAGGACAUUUUCGAAGUUUCCCCUAGCGGCGGAGAUGGAAAAGGGCCCGAGCCUACCCGACUCUCUGCCACCGGAUCUUCCUGAUGAACCCCCUCCGCCAGUACCCGGCUCUGCGCCACCUAGCUCCUCCGCUCCUACUCCCAGCGGCCUCAGCAGCAGGCUCGGCGCGGGCGGGCAGUUUUCACUGAAGUCACCGUCGUCGAGCAGUGGUGGUUCGACUGGCAGCGCCGCCGACAAGUAUCGCUCGAAGGCUCGAGCCACCUCGACCAGGAAUGCGCCGACGACGACUGGUCUCAGCAGGGUUAGUAGCACCACUAGUACUAGCACUGCGGACAGCAGUAGACGGGUGUCUUUGAUAGUGCGAAGUCCCACGCAGGAGAGUUUGUCGUGCGACGGUGGAAAAGCUGCUGGCAACACAGCAAGCGGUAGUGCUGCUACUGCUGCUGGUGGUACUACUACUGGCUCGAAAAUAGGUCCGCUUCGGAAGCUGACCGUACCUGACCUCUCGGCAGAAGCGGACAAAAUACAGCCGCCAUCACCCAGCACUUCACCACUUCUGUUGCGAAAGCCCACAUCCACCCUAUCCACAUCUCCCAGCCUGGCACGGUCCAGUCGCAUGCAGGCGGGCACAAACCGCCGGUCUAUCAUCCGCCCUCCGAGUGACCCGACACCGGAGAAGCGGGACAGAUCGCCGACCAAGGCGGCGGACGCGACGGGAGGUAAAUCGCCAGCGGCCGCUGAGGAUGAUAUGGCGGCUGCGGCGUCGUACAACACAUCUCUGACGAGCGUACGCGACAGCAUUACCCGACAGCGGGCAGGUAGCGUGCAUGGUGCCGCGGGCCCGCUAACGGCCACCGCACGACUUCGUGCCGCACGGCGCGCCAGCCAGAUGAAGCGUAGGCCAUCGGAGGAUGCGGAAAGUGGCGAGAAGGCAGCAGCGUUGCUGCCAACCACCACCGUUAUGGACAGUCCCGAUGCUGCGGCAGCAGCACAAGCGUCGACGGCGGUGCCGCGAAAGGAGCGGCCGGGCAGCGCGGGCCGACUGCUGGACGAGGCACGACCGCGUGCGGGCAGUGGCGCAGGAGCUCUGGAGGACGCCAGGCAGCGUAUCCGCGGCCGUCUCUCCCGCUCGCCAAGCACCGAGCUUCUCGACAACGACAGCGGGGCGGAAUCCAAGACCGAGGCGAACCCAGCGCGAUCAAUUUCGCCGAGUAUAGUCGCCACGACCAAGUCGUCGGCAUUGAUAAAUCUCGCCCGUGGCACGACGGUCACGCGGAGUCCCAAGGCAGCGGUGAACACGACACCGUCCAUGUUGGACACUCUGCAGCCCAGGCCGCUGCGCAAGACACCGCUCUCGGGCUCGCAAACACAGCUCAAGGACAGCGGGCUCUCGGCCAUCGCGUCGGCUUCGCUGGACGGCAGCGGAGGUGGUCGGUCAACCAGCGCAUGGUCGUCUGGCGGAGCUGGCCGGCAGACCAAAGUGAUCAACGUUGAGAAGCCGCCUCCGUUAGACGACUCGCCGAGGAAGCCGCUCACUCUCGGCGAACGCAGACAGCGUAUUGCCGACGCGAAGAACAAACGUGACAGCAACUUGUCACCGACGGACGGGAAGAGCAAGCGCGACAGCCACAUUUCCACGGGAAGCCUGGGCGUGGUCAGUCCGCUAUCGUCUAUUUCGCGAAUCAGUGAUCUCAGCGUGUCGGCGUUGAUGGACGAGAUUGACCGCGAUGACGAUGAAGAUGGCGACCAGCCGCCGUCCAUUUCUGGCAGUCCGCCGCCGAUCCCGGCCGAAGCACCACCGCCCGUACCCAACAGCGAGCCCAGUACCCCCGUGGCUGACGGCAGCCCGAUGACAAACGUCCCGAAAAUGCUGCCACCCGCUCCACUGUCGCCGUCAAAGAUUCCCGACGAAUCCCCGCCCCCGUUGCCUUCGUCCGCCGUUACCGAUGUUCCCACGGCGUCGAAAAAUGACGAGAGUCCAGCGGUGGUCACCACCCCAGAGCCAUCGAUCGUGGGGAAACUCUCCCCUAAGACUAGCCUGUUUGGGGCUAAACGGUCACCGUCGACUGGCACAAAGCAGGCGAUCAGCGCGUCACUCCUAGCCACGCGACGCAAGAACAACGGCAGUCUGUUCGGUAACUCGCCCGUCACGGUGCCGAAACUCCCCUCCGAGGAGCCGCCGGCAGUUCCACUGAGUUCUGCGCCGGCAACGAGUCACAAUCUUGAGCAGGGUGAGCCGAAGGCGGUCGACCUGAGUUCGAAAACAUCCGUGCCGGACGACAAGACAGGCACUUCGAAAUACUCUCGGUUCAAAUCCACAACUAGAUCGCCACAACAUCCACCGGAGGUACCAGCGAGUCCGCCAAACACAAACACCGCGGUCAAGAUCGUGGAUGAGAGCAAGGACUCGUCCAUUCGUAAGACGACCGUGGUGAAGAAGAAGCGAUAUGUGGCCAGCAAGCGCGAAGGCGGCAGUCGUCCACUGCACGAGACGGACUUGCGUCAGUCGCAGGGCUCUCUGCGUUCGGCCGACAGCAUGGACUCGCUGGACUGGGAUCGCAAGUCUGGGCGCAGCAUGAGCAUGUCGUCCAAGGUCAGCGAAACGGCCAGCGCGGAUGUCCACGUGCCCUCGCCGUCCGUGUCACCGCUGAUCAUCCGCGAUCGAGCUCCGGCUCCUGCAAUGACCUCGUCGAACGAUGUCGUCGCUCGACAAGCAUCCCAGCGCAGCACAAACAGUCGCAGCAGCAUCACCGCGGCCGUCGCCGAGCCACCGACCGACGAGGGCGCCGUACGACCGACGCGCAACGACGCCACGCGCAAGAGCUACACGCGCGCCGAGCGCGAGGAGGCGCGCGAGCGCUUCGUGCAGGUGCACCGGCGGAGCAGCACGUCGUCCACGUCUGGACCUGCUGCCACGGCGACGGCCCAGGGCGACGACUCAUCGACGAUAGCAUCAUCGGCGCGGUCCUCCAUGCGACCGCUGAGCAGUACGUUGAGUGGCGGUGGUGGUAGCGGAGGAGACACGGACAUGCUGUCGUCACUCCUCGGUGAUCUGGACGCCGACACCAAGCGACUACUGUCCCCGGACUCAGAAAUGACCAGCACUCCGCCGUCGACUCUCCAGCGUCACGACGUGAAGCGCAUGAGCACGAGCUCGCGCGAUUACGACUCCUCAUCGCCCGGCCUCAUCAGUAUGGGUUCGCAACGUCGCUCGCAAAGAAGGAUCUCCAUGACGCCCACACACUCCAAGGUAACUCAAUCUCGUGCAGAGGUGGUGUCCGUGCCUGCGCACAUCACCGCUGCCAAGAAAGUCAACCUUGAACAUCCGCCGGACAAGAUGCCGGAAAAGACCCAGCAGCUUGAGAAGAAGCCAGGGAAGAUUGUGGACAGUUUCGCACGAGUGGAGCUACCGGAUACAGGUCCACCACUGCCUCCAUCUGACCCGCCGCCGGAACCGCCACCGGAGAUUCCAGAUCAGGAGCCGCCGCUUGCCGCCGACCCGCCGCGGAAGAAAUCGUCGACGAAGAAGCCGCUAGUUCACGCCGCCACGCUGGACUCGGGUGCACUCGGGCAGCUCAUAGAGAUGCAGAAAACAUCGCGAGAAGAGCGUCCCGCCAAAACCGUGCCGGAGGAAGAGGCCAGUCACGAGGAACGCAGCGCGAAAAGCAUUCGCAACGAGAUCCGGCGCUCAACCAUUUCAACAUCCAAGCUAAAGGCCGCAAGUGCAAACAGCGACAGGAAGAGCGCGAUGUACAGUUGGACAAACGACGACGUCGGAGACUGGCUUGCCUCGCAGGGAUUCGGCGAUCUUGUACCUCUGUUCCAAGAUCAAGCUGUCACCGGGGAGAAGCUUGCUGGGAUAACUGCCAACCAGCUCGAAACGAUGGGCUUGGAGAACCGAGAUCUUCAGUUGCAGUUGCUAACCCAGCGCAACACGUUGCUGGAGCCAACAGACCUGGACUUUAGUAAUCUUGGUGCUGUGGCGGGCAUGGAAGAAGACAUCAGCCAAGCCGAGGAGAAGAGAGCACGAGAACAUAGAAAGUGGCGUUCAUCAAGCGUAUCGGCAGCAUCCGACAGCUCUAGGCGAGCGCAUCGCAACCUCUCCGACGCCCAUUGGAUGGAUCAAGAUAAUGAAAUAAGCGCCCAGCUUGCUCAGCUCAGAGAGCGACAGAAGCUAACAGACAGGUUGCUGGGUAGUCGCGAGGAUCUGUUUGGUGGCAUGCAGAGAACUGACUCAGUGAGCGGCGGAACAAUGACGAAACAAGAGACAGAACUAUCCCUCGGGUCCAAUGUCUCAGCGCUGAUCACCUCGCCGAUGAGUGACAAUGCCUUCGAGCCACCGGUGGACAAUCGCCGCACCUCCACCGCCAGCCAGCUGGAGCGGCGUCGCAGCGUACGCAUGCGUCCCAUACACACCUGGUCGGACAACGACCUGGCCAUCUACCUGUGCGAUCACGGCAUCUCGCUGUCCGUCACUGACAAGCUGCGAUCUGCUGGUGUUAAUGGACAGGAGAUCAUAAACAUGACAGGCGAUGACUUGGCGGAGAUUGGCAUCAUGGGCAAGCCAGCGGAGCAGCUCAUCGCUGAAGUGGACCAGAUCCGUCACAUGCAUCGCCACUCUGUGCGCUCUGGUGUCUCGUCACAGAACAGCUUUCAGGAGGAGGAAGAGCUGCAUAAGCGUAUGGAUGAGAGUGUCGCCGGUGCACCAGAUGAACCAGACAAUGACGACAGCAUGUCAGCUCUGUCACGUCUCAGUCCCAAUCGUCUCAGCAACAUCCCGGAAGCAUCUCUGAAGCGUGGCCAGCACUUACCAAGUGCUUUGGCGGAUGAUGGUCCGCCGUCAAAGUCGGCCAGCGACUCUGAGUCGGAUGCGGAAACCAUCGGCCGCCGUUUGAUCCACGUGAAGCCCUCGACGGCCUCGCUCGUGUCAGGAAGUGUUUCCCCCACAGCGGUGCCCCCGCCCGACAUGUUCAGGACCCUGUCCACGGCAGGGCGCAAGAAGGGAGCGCACGAGCGGCAGUCUCCACUCUCGUCCGCCCACCUGGCUACCACAGUGACUGAAGAAUCGCCCGCUCUGCAGAGUAUUCACCAGUGGUCUCACUCCGACGUGAUCUCCUGGCUGAAGCAUUGCGGCUUUCACAAGUACUGCCAUAGAGCACAAGAGCUCCAGCUUGAGGGAAAACACCUUGCCGUUGUGGAUCUGGCCCUACUGGAUCAACUGGGUGUGGAGACUGAUGAGGAGCGUGAGGCAUUCCUCGCAGCGGUGUACACUGCAACUUCGAAUACUAACGCAACGGAUUCGGUGAAAGCUCUGCUUCGUCUCAGCGAGGGCGAAAACAAGGAGAAGCUCCUUGCCAUGCUGGAAGUGUUGGACUCGCAGGCACCGGCGACCGCCGUGUCCGAGAUAACCACUUACCUGAGCGGCUCGCUGCAGGAUGUCCUGUGGCCGCACGACGGCGAAGCGCUGGAUGGACCAUUUCCACAGUCUACACUCUCCAGGUCGACGACGCCCGGUAGCGGCGGGCCGGUUUCGCCUUCGUCCCAGGUCGGAUCUGGCAGCGGCCGACCACUGGCGCUGGAAAUCCAGGACGCGACGCUCCGGCACAAUGCCAAGGAGAAGUACGACAAGGGCUUUGUUGGCAAGGGAAAGAAGAAGGGAAUGCAUGGUCACGUGUCCUUCACCGAUGAGGACCUGCCCACCGGCAAGUCCAGACAUCGUGAAUUUGACGGGCAAAGAUCUCGUUCGGUCGGGAAGGGCCCGUUCAAGUCGAAGCUGUCCAGGUGGUUCGGCGAAGGCGAUCAUCAUUACGCCAUAAAGGCCUCAGUCCGAACACUGUCGCACAGUCGCAGUGAGGAGAUUGUCCAGGGAAACGUCAAGGUCUAUCUACGGAACCUGCAACCGGACACCGAAUACAAAGCAUUCCACAUCAGCUCUACCACAACGGCGUUCCAGCUGAUUGAGAUGGUCCUGGAGAGGAUGAGCAUAGCUGAAGACCCACAGCGGUAUCGUCUUGUCGAGACCUCGCUAAGACCAGGAGUUCCUGACAGAGACGUGGCAAGUUUCGAGUGCCCGCUGCUUCUGCAAUCACUCUGGCACAACGAUAACGAGUUUCACUUCGGUCUACGUGGACAGCCGGUCGGAACCAUUAAGGUAUGCAUGGGAGUACGCGGUGUGGCUAAGUCGGACCUCAUCGUACAGAUAUCACCGUACACGUCAACCCACCAAGUCGUCAAGCUGCUGCUUCGCAAGCUGGGCAUGAACGACCGAGAUGCGGUGUCCUACUGUCUGGCAGAGAACAGCCCAACCAAAGGCGAAGGUCUAGUCGCUGACGGCGAGUACCCGUUGUUACGCUCCGUUGCCUGCGGACACAAGAGUACGCUGUGGCUGCGUGCCAGACCGUCUUUCUCACGAACCAACCAACCUCACCAUGCUGAUUUCAAACACCAGACAGACAGCGCGAUCACUUCACCGGAGUUUGAGAACGCUUACAACCGACUAGUGAGCCAGGCUGUUAGACAACGUCUGGAGUCUGAGAGGGAACGUACUAUCCUGGAGGAGGAAAUCAAACGGCUUCAAACGCAGCAGUCAGUCUCGCCGAUUGCCGAAAAGCAUUUGCCUGAUCUGGACGAGGACUCGCUAGAAAGAAUAUCCCACAUCACAGGACAACUGCAGAUCUAUGCCACUCGUCUGAAGGAAACUACGGUGCACGCAGAAAGGGUGGCAGUGGUGGACAGUGAGAAAGCCAAAGAAGUAGUUGGUUUGAAAGAGAAGAUUUCCAGCAUGGAGUCUCAGCAACUGGAGCGCACCACACAACUAUACAAACUACUGGAGCAGAAAGAGAUGCUCGAAGAACAACUCUCCACAAAGGAAAACACCAUCACCUACCUGAGAAGAGAGAAUGAGGUUCUAUCGGUGGAUAACAAGGCAGCCAGGGAAAGCGGCGUCAACCCAGUAAACCGCGAAAUGGAGGACACCUUGGCCGAGCUGACGAGCGAGAAACUUGCCAAAGAGAAGGAGAUUGCACAGCUCCGGGAGGAAUUAGGGCAACCUCGCCGCCUCUCCGUGAGGGACCGGCGUAGAAGUGAUGCUUCGGCUCCAAAAGUGGAGACAAGACCGGUGUAUCUUGCUCAGCUAGCACAGCAAGCCAGCGAUAGUCAACACAUGCAGCUGAUCACGGCCGACAUUGACUGUCGUUCAUCUCGCGAUCCCGGCUGGCUGCUCUCUCCCACAUCAUCGGACGAGGUCACACAGGUCGCUAUCAUUGCACUGCAAAGUGGUGGGCCGGCGCAGAAAUCCGGCAUGCUGCGCGUUGGUGACAGCAUCGUCGAAGUCAACAACCAUCCCAUCACCAAGGAAGAGGACGUAACCAUGGCGCUGAAGACACAGCGCGUGGCAACGGUCGUCGUGGCGCGCAUAACCGACAACCCGGUGGAGCCUUCCGCGGCAACAGCGGGAUCAUCCACAACCAUCGAUCAGCAGCAGGUGACACAGGCGUCGCAGGCGGAUAUCGACACCGCCGUGGCGUCGGCGUGUCAACGAGUGCGCUCGGAGCACGCCGAGGAAAUGGACUCGCUGCACGCGCUCAUGCAGACGCUGGAGAGCCAGGUGCAUGAGAGGGAGAAAGAGUGCCUCGCGCUGCAAGGAAAAGUAGACGCAUUGCAAACUGAGUUGGAGGAGGCUGAGACAUCCAGUGAGGCCGUGGGUCGACUGGAGUUGCAAACACGUGACUUGCGCGAUCAGCUUGUGUCGUCGGAGAUGGCUAGGGAGCAGCUGCGGACCUCGCUCAACACCCUCGGCACUCCGCACUCGUCCACGCAGAACAUUCCCAUGGCAACGCUCGAGCAGGAUCUGGCGUCCAUACGCAAGAAACUGGUCCUGUCAGAGGAGGAGAGGUCGGUGUUGAGAUCGGCGGCUGGUGAGAAGGACGGUCGUAUCUCCACGCUCAGCACCCAACUGGCAGAGAAGGACAAAGAGCUGCUCGCUGUAAGGACGGAGAGAGACAACGCAAUACGAUCGUUCCGCGACGGCAUCGGUGCCAAGAGCAGCGGCAGUUCAGCAGCAGGAAUUGACUUGAGUGAUCUCAGCUCAAAGAGCCAUAGCGAUUUAGUCGCCGCUCUCAAAGAAAAAGAGGAUGAAGCGACUCAGAGCGAGGCAUACAUGAAUAAGUUGCUGGCACUUGUCAUCGACGAAGCACCGCAGCUGUUGGCAAAGGUGGGAACUUUGACCCAAGAACAAACAAAAUCGAAAGAGGCUCAGGACGAAUGGUACUGAUCAGUAACGGAAAGCUGACAACUAUCUCAUCGAACUCUCAAAAACCUAUAAUUUGCAUCACAUGUUUUGAAUCACUUUGCUAUGAAUGUCCUCUGCAGUUAUACCUGCGACAGAAAACAAUGGAAUAACAUCUGCUUAGCCAUUUAGUCCAGUACAGCUGUAUUAUAUAUUCGUAAAUUUGACCUUAGUGCUAGACUCUUUUUUUGUAUUAAUUAACGGCGAGGAGACAACAAUUGUUAGUAUCGCAAACAAUAAGUUCAAGCCGAAUCGACAUUUGUGUAUACUUUAUUCAUGCAGUGUAAAGGGGUGGAGACAAUGUGCAAUAAAACGAUGAAAGUAGGAAAAUAAUAGUGAAGAGAACAAUUAGGAUUCGAACAAGUUUUUAUACACCACUCGUCAGGAUUCUUCGUUAUACUAAAGGGCAUUGCAAUACAAUUGAACUAUUA
Sycon ciliatum is the source of this 9009-nucleotide messenger RNA. RefSeq lists its product as uncharacterized. Bases 326 to 8563 code for a protein of 2745 amino acids. NCBI's taxonomy places the organism in Eukaryota, Metazoa, Porifera, Calcarea, Leucosolenida, Sycettidae. Gene Ontology annotation, molecular function: protein binding. The record is from RefSeq and is a predicted model, not a curated record. The transcript is spliced from 41 exons. Gene Ontology annotation, biological process: signal transduction.